GUCAGCUGGAGACAGACUGGUGUGGUGGCGGCCGCUGCUAGCGGCGGAGCUUUCCCCGGGUUGAUGGCUCCUGCACAAGCGUUACCGUUUUCCAGAGCUCCCGUUUAGUCAAUACAAAAGGUUAAUCGCUAGAGAAAAAUGCAACCAAGUGAUGGCUUUUUCCUUAGAAUUUGAAUAUGGAGGCUACAGGAACAGAUGAAGUGGACAAGCUGAAAACAAAAUUUAUAUCUGCUUGGAACAACAUGAAGUAUAGUUGGGUGUUGAAAACAAAGACGUAUUUUAGUAGAAAUUCCCCUGUAUUAUUGCUUGGAAAAUGUUACCAUUUUAAGCAGGAAGAUGAAAAUAAAAUGUUACCUGCAAGAUCAGGAUGUGCAAUCGAAGACUGUGUAAUUUCAGGAAAUGUCGAAGAAUUCCGUACAGAUUUUAUUUCUAGAAUCUGGCUGACCUACCGGGAGGAAUUUCCACAAAUAGAGGGCUCCACUUUGACGACCGACUGUGGCUGGGGAUGUACGUUGAGAACUGGCCAGAUGCUGUUGGCUCAGGGACUCAUACUGCACUUUCUUGGUAGAGCUUGGACCUGGCCUGAUGCUUUGAACAUUGAAAAUUCAGACUCUGAUUCAUGGACUGCUCACACUGUAAAAAAAAUUACUGCAUCAUUUGAAGCAUCGCUCUCAGGGGAAAGUGAACCCAAAACUCCAUCAAAUUCUUUGAAGAAAACAAUUGGGAGACAUUUUGAUGAUCUUGAACUACGAAAUGAAAUUUACCAUAGGAAAAUCAUCUCCUGGUUUGGGGAUUCUCCCUGGACUCUCUUUGGCCUACACCAACUGAUAGAAUAUGGGAAGAAGUUGGGGAAAAAAGCUGGAGAUUGGUAUGGACCAGCUGUGGUCGCUCACAUUUUAAGAAAAGCAGUGGAAGAAGCAAGACACCCUGAUUUACAAGGAAUAACUGUUUACGUUGCUCAAGAUUGUACAGUGUACAAUUCUGAUGUAAUUGAUAAACAGUGCACCUCCAUGGCCUCUGAUAAUCCCGGCGACAAAGCUGUUGUUAUUUUAGUUCCUGUUAGACUUGGUGGAGAAAGAACCAAUAUGGACUACCUGGAGUUUGUAAAGGGAAUUUUAAGCCUUGAAUAUUGUGUGGGUAUUAUUGGUGGUAAACCUAAGCAGUCAUACUACUUUGCUGGAUUUCAAGAUGACAGUUUGAUUUACAUGGACCCUCAUUACUGCCAGUCUUUUGUAGAUGUCAGCAUAAAGGAGUUCCCUCUGGAGACAUUCCAUUGCCCUUCUCCUAAAAAGAUGUCGUUUCGAAAAAUGGAUCCUAGCUGUACAAUAGGAUUUUACUGUCGAAAUGUUCAAGACUUCCGACGCGCUUCCGAGGAAAUCACCAAGAUGCUGCACGUUUCUUCUAAGGAGAAAUACCCAUUAUUUACAUUUGUGAACGGUCAUUCCAGAGACUAUGAUUUUACAGCUACUACAACCCGUGAAGAAGACCUUUUCUCAGAGGAUGAAAAGAGACGAUUGAAGCGGUUCAGCACAGAAGAAUUUGUCUUGCUGUGACGAUGAACGCAUUGGCAUUUGAUGAGAAGGACUCCUUUGAAGGGGGAAAGAAAUGAAGAGAAAGAAACAAGUAUAUUCGAAACUGGCUAUUUUCUCAAGUAUCUUAAUUUUAUAUGUUCUUGGAAAAAAUAUCAUGUGGAAGUAUGUAAAUGUUAAAGAUAUUUUUUUCUGCAAGACAACUGAUCAAAUGGGUUUUCAUUUCUAAUAAAUAUUGGUUGCAUUUCUAUUUUCCAGAAAUCUGCUAAGUAUAACUGUACUUUAACUAUAAGCCUUCCUACCUUCGUAAGUUUCAGCUGUUACUAAUGACAAGGAAAACGAAUCUCUGCUGCCACGUGGGUUGCUGAGGAACCUGCGUGGCAGAGUGGGGUAUGUGUGCAGCUGCUGACACAAGGUCAGCCGUUGGAAACCGCCAGCCAUUCUGCCACAGAAAGACGAGGCCUCCUGUUCCUGUAGAGUUAUCAUCGCAGAAGCCCACAGGGACCGUCCCCCCAGCUCGCAGGGUCCCUGUGAGUCUGAAAAGCAGGGAGUUUUGAGUGGUUGAUGGUGGUUGAUGAAGUAGAAGGAUGCUUUUGACUAGUUUAUAUAUUAAAGGGUAGCUUUUAGCUGUGAUGUGCAUCCAAUUGCAUAAACAGUUGUGAGUGAAAGUAAUACUUAGCAAUAUGAUUUUAUAAUGGCUGUUCAUUGUACUUGCCAUUAAACUUUCCUAUGAGACCUGAAUAUAAAGUAUUGGUUUUCCCCACAAUUUAAAAAAUUAUAUUAUUAAUAGUAACAGCAUCCAAUCACACCAGAUAAAAACCAAUAAUAGGAGUAGUGUUUGUUUUCUAUCUCAAAAAUACAAUUUUAUGGGAACUCUACUUAUUAUACAGUUUCUAAAUCUAAAGCUACGUACCGAGAAAGGCAUCAGUCGCUGGUCCUCCUUGUGGUUUUUGCUGUUAGUGUAAAUCACUGUAGCGGUGUUUAUAAGCUGAGGCCACCUCUGAGCAAAUCUGCCUUAAGUGUUUUGUGUGUGACUUAGUGGCAAUUUGUGAUAUAAAAGUACCAGGUUUAUUAUUGAACCAGGAUUAGAAAAUAAAAGCUUUAAUAAAGAUGUAAGAAUAUA
This is a messenger RNA of Echinops telfairi (small Madagascar hedgehog), 2652 nucleotides long. RefSeq names its product autophagy related 4C cysteine peptidase (gene ATG4C). Gene Ontology annotation, molecular function: protein-phosphatidylethanolamide deconjugating activity. The record is from RefSeq and is a predicted model, not a curated record. NCBI's taxonomy places the organism in Eukaryota, Metazoa, Chordata, Mammalia, Afrosoricida, Tenrecidae. The transcript has 11 exons. Bases 177 to 1553 code for a protein of 458 amino acids.